Molecule: messenger RNA, 954 nt
Organism: Cryphonectria parasitica EP155
Lineage: Eukaryota; Fungi; Ascomycota; Sordariomycetes; Diaporthales; Cryphonectriaceae
Product: putative PHOSPHOADENOSINE PHOSPHOSULFATE reductase
Exons: 2
Coding region: 1-954 (317 amino acids)
Cellular component (GO): cytoplasm
Molecular function (GO): phosphoadenylyl-sulfate reductase (thioredoxin) activity
Source: RefSeq, a predicted model, not a curated record
AUGGGCCAUUGGGCUGUGAGCCAUGCCCUGGGCGUGCUUGAUGAAGGACGAUCGGGCUACGCCUCGGCCACAUCAUCCACCAUGACCCUUCCGGCGGUGACCUUCACCCCCUACCACCUCAAGUGGCUCAACGCGCGCCUGGAGACCAUGCACCCUCAGGACAUCCUGCGUUUCUGCAAGAUUCUCUUCCCCAACUUGUACCAGUCGACCGCCUUUGGCCUCACAGGCCUUGUAACGCUGGACAUGCUGUCCAAGCUGGAGGCUGAGGAUGCCCGCCCCGUCGACAUCAUCUUCCUAGACACGCUGUACCACUUCCAGGAGACGCUCGACCUUGUCGAUCGCGUGCGGCAGCGCUACCCCAACACGAAAGUACACGUCUUCAAGCCCGACGGCUGCAAUACAGCCGAGGAGUUCGAGGCCAUCUUUGGCGAGCGCUCGUGGGAGACCAGCGCCGAGAUGUACGACUGGUACGCCAAGGUGGAGCCGCAGCAGCGCGCGUACACGGAGCUCAAUGUGGCGGCGGUGUUGACGGGCCGGCGGCGGUCGCAAGGGGGCCAGCGCGACAAGAUCCCUGUCAUCGAGGUGGACGAGGAGCGCGGCGUGGUCAAGAUCAACCCGCUCGUCACCUGGAACUUUGAUCAGGUCCACCGGUACAUCAAGGACAACGACGUUCCUUACAACGCCCUCCUCGACAGGGGCUACAAGAGCGUCGGCGACUGGCACUCGACAAGCCCCGUGGCCGCGGGCGAGGACGAGCGCGCAGGCCGGUGGAAGGGCCAGGACAAGACCGAGUGCGGCAUCCACAACCAGAAGAGCAGAUAUGCCCAGUACCUCGAGGAGAUGGAGCAGAAGCGCCGCGAGGAGGAGAUGGCCCAGGCGUUUCAGCAGAACCAGGAGCGCAUCAGCACCAGCGGUAGCAAUCACGAUGCAUCCGCCAUCCAGGUCUCGUCAUAG